Messenger RNA from Cladophialophora carrionii CBS 160.54, 717 nucleotides. RefSeq lists its product as uncharacterized. Bases 1 to 717 code for a protein of 238 amino acids. The transcript has a single exon. The record is from RefSeq and is a predicted model, not a curated record. NCBI's taxonomy places the organism in Eukaryota, Fungi, Ascomycota, Eurotiomycetes, Chaetothyriales, Herpotrichiellaceae.
AUGGCCGAGAGUGGACAACGGAUCCACCCCAGAUCAGAUCACGACCUGGACUCACUUCGACAAGAGAUUACCCCCAGCUCAGACCACACCCCCGACUCACAUCGACGAAAGAUCACCUCCAGCUCAGAUUCUCAGGCCGAAGCAGAACAAGACGAGCAACACCAAGACUCUAGGCCCACAAGCCAUGCAGGCCACCUUGCUACAACCUCAACCUCAACCUCAGACUCAGAGUCGACCUUGAGCUCAUCAGAACGAGACCAAACUCCCAUGACGCAACCACAAAAUCCAAGACAAGUCCAACUCCAGACCAAGAUCUCGGCCCUUCAAUCCAACAUCGAAGCCACAGAAGCACAACUUGCGCUCAAAGUGCAAAAGAUUACUGAAUUGAAAUCAUUUCCGCAACAGCAACGAGACUCACACCAGCAACGAGACUCACACCAGCAACGACGAGACUCACCUCCAUCCUCAUCCUCGGCAUCAGACACGAAAUCGAAUAACCCCCGUCAAGAUCCCGCCAGAGCAGCAGCAGCAGCAGCAGCAGCAGCAGCAGCAGCGCAAGACCACGCCCAACUCAUCAUAACACGACACAUCACUCUCCUCAAACGGUACAACGAGAUCAAAGACGUCGCGUGCGGGAUGUUGAGUCUCAUUGCCGAGAAACAAGGGCGGACGUUGGCCGAAGUCAUGGCCGAGAGGGGCGUGAGUGAGCGGGAUUGA